This is a messenger RNA of Symbiodinium sp. CCMP2592, 1605 nucleotides long. Lineage: Eukaryota; Dinophyceae; Suessiales; Symbiodiniaceae. The record is from the annotation of a GenBank genome assembly.
AUGGAGGCCCUGGGCUUCACGAAGUCACAGAGGCGAAGAUUCAACGACGCAGAGUACAUCUUGUCGGUAGCUGGUGACACGGAGAGCCUGAGCGUCGAGGUGGAGCAUGCAGAGGACGGCCGCCGUUGGCGGGCCAGGUUUGCAGCGGGGUUUGUGGAGGAGAUUACCCGGCGCACGGGUAACGCGAAGAAGUUUGACGUCUUCGUCCGCAUGCUGUUGUCCGCCCUCGCGCAAGAGUCGGACUCUGUGUACCUGGAUGUGCUAACGGCUCGCGACUUGGAGAUGCUUCGGCGCCAUGCCAAUCCGGAGGCCCCGCCAGCCGCUCCAGCCACAACGCAGCCGGACAAGAGGUACAUGAUCUUGACCUACCGCGCUGAGUUUGACAAGGUCCAUUAUCCCUUGCCCCUGGCUUUGGAUGAACGGAGCGAAGAGGAUGUCUUGAGGGCCAUGGUGUCCCGUCUACGCUCUGAGCUGGCGCAGGCUCAAGAGGCCAACAAGGCGCAGAAGCCUCCGCCUCCGCAACACUUUGCUGAUGACGAGCGCGUGUCAAAGUUGCACCUGCAAAAUCAGCAGCUGACCGACAGCUUGCACGCGAUGCAGAAGGAAGCCGAACAGCUUCGCUCAGAGCUUCGCUUGCGCACGGUUGGCCAGCAGGACCACGCCCGAACAGAGGAGGUGUCCCGGCUGAAGGCCGAGCUCACGAGGACCAAGGCAGAGGUGAAGAGCCUGAAAGACGAGCUGAAGCAGAGAGAGCUGGCGCAGAAGCGAAGCCGUGAGAAGGAGGCCGCUGAGCUGCGAGCGGAGCGGCAGAAGGCGGAUCGUCUCCAGGCGCAGCUGAAGAAGCUGGAAGAGGAGAAGCGAACUCUCGCCGCUCGGAUAGGGCGCAGUGGCCCUUUUGUCGAGAGGUCCCGACCGGUCUCGCGAACCCCCUCGGCAGAGAGGGCCCGCCCGCCCUCGAGGCCUCUCUCGGGUUCCAGACCCGCUUCGCGACCGCCGCCUAGGCCGGCGAGCCGAGCUUCUUCGGCGGCUUCCUCCCGGGAGCGCACUCCGUCGCCAAGCUCCUUCCUCCAUAGGGGCAGGCCGGCAUCUGGACAGCCACGGCGGGAAGACUCGGGCGGCAGAAGGUCUCCGGCCCUCAACAGCUCGGGAUCGCCUGGAUUCCGUCGUGAAGAAGGACAGAGAGGAGGCCGUGGCUACUCCCCAGGUCCGUCGGUGUCGCCCUAUCGGCGACCGGCGGGCCCAGGAAGCCGCAGCCGCGAGCGCACGCCGUCCCCAGGGUCCCAGCGCCGUGUGGCGCCACCCACUGCUGCCAACGGCAGAGGUGCCUCAGCACUCUCCUUGAGGGAGCGCGGGGGAGACCCUGGCACCGGCGUGGGACCGAAGCCCCCGUCCAGCCGGUACGGAGGCACAGUGCGGCCGCCCCCCGCCGCACCCGAGGUGCCGAAUGCGCGGCCACAUCAGCCGGGAAGCCUCUUCGGCUUGGCUGCAGACCUGGGCCUCGGAGGUGCCCCGACUCCGCCGGAGGAAGCCGAGGCCUGCGACAUUGAUGCUCGCCUACAGGCGCUUCAGUCUUUCUUGAAGCAGACGAAAAACAUAGCCGCUUGA